Messenger RNA from Phodopus roborovskii (desert hamster), 885 nucleotides. RefSeq names its product myosin-8-like. The record is from RefSeq and is a predicted model, not a curated record. The transcript is spliced from 5 exons. Gene Ontology annotation, molecular function: cytoskeletal motor activity; protein binding; ATP binding. The coding region runs from base 1 to 885 and encodes 294 amino acids. Gene Ontology annotation, cellular component: myosin complex. Lineage: Eukaryota; Metazoa; Chordata; Mammalia; Rodentia; Cricetidae.
AUGAGACGAUACAAAGUGUUAAAUGCAAGUGCUAUACCAGAGGGACAGUUCAUCGACAGCAAGAAGGCCUCGGAGAAGCUCCUAGGCUCUAUUGAUAUUGACCACACCCAGUACAAAUUUGGACAUACCAAGGUCUUCUUCAAAGCUGGCCUCCUGGGUCUCCUAGAAGAAAUGAGAGAUGAAAAGUUAGCCCAGAUUAUAACAAGAACACAAGCCGUCUGUAGGGGAUACCUAAUGAGAGUCGAGUAUCAAAAGAUGCUGCAGAGGAGAGAAGCCCUGUUCUGUAUCCAGUACAACGUCGGCGCCUUCAUGAACGUCAAGCACUGGCCCUGGAUGAAGCUCUUCUUCAAGAUCAAGCCCCUGCUGAAGAGCGCAGAGACUGAGAAGGAGAUGGCCACCAUGAAGGAAGAAUUCCAGAAAACCAAAGAUGAGCUUGCCAAGUCAGAGGCCAAGAGGAAGGAGCUGGAGGAAAAAAUGGUCACUCUCCUCAAAGAGAAAAAUGACCUACAACUCCAGGUUCAAUCUCUAUUUCCCUGCAUUGCAGGUGCCAAGCAUAGGAGGGAGGUUGCGGAGGAAGGAGCUGCUCUAUUGACAAGCACUGUUCCUGAUCGCCACACUCAAACCAUUCCUUUUCAUUUCCUCAAUGAUGUAAUUGUAAAUGAAAAGCAAUAUUGCAACAUAUCCAAUUAUAACCAGAUUCUCAUCCCAGGGCUCAUUGAAGAGGAAAAAAAAUAUAUUUAUGGCUGUGAGAAGCUGUUAAUCUCUGCAGUUAUGGCUGUGCACGGUUCUGCAGCAGCUGCAAGAUGGGUGCUCCCUCUCCUUCAUCUUUCCCGAGAUGCAGCCCCUCCGGUAUCAGCAAACUGGGUCAUGAUGCUGGUUUCAUGA